This is a messenger RNA of Monopterus albus (swamp eel), 3000 nucleotides long. It is a transcript of the gene samm50, whose product is annotated as SAMM50 sorting and assembly machinery component. NCBI's taxonomy places the organism in Eukaryota, Metazoa, Chordata, Actinopteri, Synbranchiformes, Synbranchidae. Bases 1449 to 2867 code for a protein of 472 amino acids. Gene Ontology annotation, biological process: protein insertion into mitochondrial outer membrane; mitochondrial respiratory chain complex assembly. The transcript is spliced from 17 exons. Gene Ontology annotation, cellular component: outer membrane. The record is from RefSeq and is a predicted model, not a curated record.
CGAAUCUUUUCAAUGGGUCCAACGUGGAUGCAAUCAUUGGGAUACUGGACCCCGCUAAUCAAGGAUACAUCACUUUUGCCCAAUACAAGCAAGCACUUACCACACUAAGCAUAAAAGACAUUAAUGAAUGUCCUGAAGGUGCAAACGAAGACAGAAUAUCCCAUGAAACAUUCAAAGAAGAAGUGAUACAAGGCAUGCAGAGAUGCUCAGCAACAUUUGAGCAACCUUGAACUUAUGUUUGAUAUUUUCUUCCACUCAGCUGAUAUAUGUUUUAUUCCAUGUUAUUAGAUUGAUGUACAUUUAGACUUUGUGAUGUUUGGGUUAUGUAAAAUGGGCACAUUUUAUACAGUUAUUACAAUGUAUCUGGUAAUGUGUAUUCUGAUUCACACAGUUUCAUUGCCAUUCACAAUCGGUUUAUGAUUUGCAUAUUGUGGUGAAAUUUCUUAAACCAAGCCAUGAUCCUAAACUUUGAUUUGUCUUUUUACUCUUAUGUGGAAAACAAUGUUUUCAGAUAAGAAGAAGACACAGUGGUUUACUCCUCAGAAUGCCCUUGGGGAUUAUCUCUGUGGCUCACCUCACAAAACACUCAUUUUCCACUCAUGACUCUAUAGGCCUAAACACUCAGUAAGAAGGCCAGUGGGAUUAACAAUGCCAUAAUUCUUAAAAGGAAAUAAAUAAAUGUAGCUGAGUAAAAAUAUUUUCCUAUGAUCUGCAGUGGAGUACAGUGGUGGAAGAAAUAUUCAGAUUCUUUACUGAAGUUAAAGUAGCAGAAAUACUCUGUUACAAGUUGAAGUACUGCAUUCCAAUUGUUACUAAAGUACAAAAGCAUUAGCAUCAAAAUAUACUUCGACUGCCAAAAGUAAACGUAGCCUCUGCAAUAUGCAGAAUGAUACAUUUCAUAUUAAUGUAUAUCAUAUUAGUGGAUAAGUAUUGAUGCACUAUUGUGUACAGGUGGAUCUGGUAGCUUGUGAAUUUCCCACCAGGGAUCAAUAAGGUCUUAUAAUUAUGCUGUAUUCUGUUUUAUUAAGUUAUCAUUAAAUGUAGUGCGGUAAAAAGUACAAUAUUUGCCUUUAAAAUGUAGUAAAGCUCAAGUAUGAACGGGCAGAAGGUGAAAAUAGGCUACAGAAACCUCAAAAUUGCAUUUAAGUACAGUACUUGCAUAAACGUAACUACUGAGUUACUUUCCACGACCGGUCAGUAGAGGUGUUAUAAAAUGAAGUUGAAACAUAAGUGUUAUUUAGUUAGUUUUUACGCUCUUAUUUUCUUCCCAGUUCUUGUUGCGUUGGUUAGAUGAACGUGCACCCGCAGAGGGCGUGGACAGGAAGUGACAUGGCGCCUCCUUAUGUGUAGCCCCUUCGCCUUCGGUUACUUGUAGGUUAAAUUAGUUUAUAUUUUUCCACACCAAGUUUUGCUUAUAUUUACCGCGACAGCGCCCUGUGGAGCUCAAUAUGGGCACCGUCCAUGCCAGGAGCCUGGACGCUCUGCCCAUGCAAGGGCCGGAGCUAGGAUUUCAAGCAGAUGACAUCGAGGCUCCAGAGACUGAGCCAGAGCCAAAACAAGAAGUUCUUGAAAACAGAGAUGUGGUAGUUCAACGAGUGCACAUAGAUGGGCUUGGAAGAACCAAAGAGGACCUUUUGACUUAUGAAAUUGCAGAAGUUUUCCGGGCGAAGAAUUUGAUUGAUGUGAUGAAGAUGUCACAUGAAGCCCGACAGAAGCUACUGCGUCUCGGUAUCUUCAGAAAAGUAGAAGUCGUUAUUGACACCUCACAAGGUGAAGAUGCUCUUCCUAAUGGCCUCGACGUGACCUUUGAGGUCACUGAGCUGAGACGGAUGACAGGCAGCUACAGCACCAUGGUUGGAAAUAAUGAAGGGAGCAUGGUACUGGGCCUGAAGUUACCCAAUGUAUUCGGUCGGGCAGAGAAACUGACCUUCCAGUUCUCCUAUGGCACCAAAGAGACAUCCUAUGGCCUGUCCUUCUUCAAACCUCAACCAGGACACUUUGAACGCAAUAUCUCACUUGGUGUGUACAAAGUAACAGGUCAGUUUCCAUGGAGUUCACUGAGGGAGACAGAUCGAGGCAUCUCUGCAGAACUGAACUUCCCUUUGUGGAAGACCAACCAAACCCUCAAGUGGGAGGGAGUUUGGAGAGAACUCGGCUGUCUGGCUCGCACUGCCUCUUUCGCGGUCCGGGAGGAGAGUGGCCAUUCCCUGAAGUCCUCACUUUCGCAUGCUAUGGUCAUUGACACCAGAAACUCCUCCAUCCUUCCCAGGAAAGGUGGUCUGUUGAAGAUCCACCAGGAACUUGCUGGUUACACAGGGGGGGAUGCCAGUUUCCUGAAGGAGGACUUUGAGAUCCAGCUCAACAAGCCACUCUUCUGGGACUCGGUACUUUCUGCCUCACUGUGGGGCGGCUUGCUCCUUCCCAUUGGUGACAAGCCAACAAGCAUAGCAGACAGAUUCUAUCUAGGUGGCCCCACCAGUAUCAGGGGAUUCAGUAUGUACAGUAUGGGCCCACAGAGUGAAGGUAUGGUAGGUGAUUACCUGGGAGGAGAAGCCUAUUGGGCUGGAGGCCUUCAUCUCUACACCCCUCUACCCUUCAGACCCAGCAUGGGGGGCUUUGGUGACCUCUUCAGAACUCACUUCUUCGUUAAUGCUGGAAACCUUUGUAACCUUAACUAUGGUGAGGGACCACAAGCUCAUUUGAAGAAACUGGCAGAAUGCAUCCGUUGGUCAUAUGGACUGGGAAUUAUGUUGCGUUUAGGGAACAUUGCCAGGCUGGAGCUGAAUUACUGCAUUCCCAUGGGAGUCCAAAGCGGAGACAGGAUAUGUGAUGGGGUGCAGUUUGGGGCAGGAAUCAGAUUCCUGUGAAACCAUAUUUCUUGGAUCUGGUGCUUCCUUGUGUUUUAACAUGAAUGUUGUGCCAGCAACAUUUUAUUAGAAGGGGACAUUGUACAGAAUUGUUGUUGCAACUAAUUAGAUCAAUAAAAAUGUUUGCACUGAC